Molecule: messenger RNA, 513 nt
Organism: Morus notabilis
Lineage: Eukaryota; Viridiplantae; Streptophyta; Magnoliopsida; Rosales; Moraceae
Exons: 1
Coding region: 1-513 (170 amino acids)
Source: RefSeq, a predicted model, not a curated record
AUGAGCGAUCUUCAAGCUGUUGGAGGAGUCAAAAAGCUCAACAACCAGAAUUACAAUACUUGGUCGACAUGCAUGAUGUCUUACAUGCAAGGCCAAGAUUUGAGAGAGGUUGUCAAUGGAAGCGAAGUUACGCAACCGGAGGCAGAGGACGCAAACGGUAUGUUGCGGAAGUGGAAGAUAAAAGCGGGCAAAGCGAUGUUCGCUUUGAAGACAACAAUCACAGAAGAUGUGCUGGAACAUAUCCAGGAUGCUAAAACCCCAAAAGAGGCUUGGGAUACAUUCGCCGCGCUUGUCUCAAAAAAGAAUGACACGAGCCUUCAACUUUUAGAGAAUGAACUAUUGUCAGUAGCGCAACGCGACAUGAUGGUCGCUCAAUACUUCCACAGAGUAAAGUCGAUAUGCCGCGAAAUUUGCGAGUUGGAUCCACAAGCUUCGAUCGGGGAAACCAAGAUAAAAAGAAUAAUUAUUCAUGGUUUGAGACCCGAAUAUAGAGGUUUUGUAGCUGCAGUAUAG